AUGGCGCCCCUGGUGGACAGCUCGCAGGUCAAGUCGGCCGACCUGCUCACGCCGCUGCCCUGGUACUACCACGCCUACGUCUGGCCCUUUGCCAUAGUAUGGCCCGUCUUCCUCCGCUACUACCUCACCCCCGAACUCUACGACAAGUACAUCCACGCUCCCGAGUGGACCUUCGUCUGGGUCGGAACCAUCAUCACCGUCCAGAGCUUGGUCUGGCUGAGCACCAACUGGAGCGUCGAUCUCAAGGGCCUCUUCACUGCCAGAGCCGCCAAGUCUGUCCAGAGCGCCCAGCUCAUCAAGAUCAUCCCCGCUGCCAACGCAGGCGCCGCCGAUAUCUGCAAGCUCGUGACCGAAAAGGUUGGCAACGACAAUGUCACCUCGUUCCUCUUCCAGAAGCGCCGCUUCCUGUUCGACCCUGCCGCUCAGUCCUUCCGACCCUUGACCUUCGAGAUCGACCGCGAACCCAAGCCCACUCUGCAAAAGUUCCAGCUCGCCAAGGGCAUCUCUACCGCCGCCGAGCUCACGCGCCUCGAGCAGUACUAUGGCACCAACACCUUUGACAUUCCCGUCCCGACCUUUGGCGAGCUAUUCCGCGAGCACGCCGUGGCCCCAUUCUUCGUCUUCCAGAUCUUCUGUGUCGGACUCUGGCUGCUCGACGAAUACUGGUACUACUCGCUCUUCACCCUCUUCAUGCUUGUCGCCUUUGAGAGCACUGUCGUCUGGCAACGUCAGCGCACCCUCAAUGAGUUCAGAGGCAUGAGCAUCAAGCCGUACGACGUGUGGGUGUAUCGCCUGGGCAAGUGGACCGAGAUCCAGAGCGACAAGCUCCUGCCCGGUGACCUCGUCUCCGUUUCGCGCACAAAGGAAGACAGCGGCGUCGCUUGCGACAUGCUCCUGGUCGAGGGUACUGCCAUUGUCAACGAAGCCAUGCUCUCGGGCGAGAGCACUCCCCUGCUGAAGGACUCGAUCCAGCUGCGUCCGGGCGAUGCCCUCAUCGAGCCCGAAGGACUUGACAAGAAUGCCUUCCUCUGGGGUGGCACAAAGGUUCUGCAGAUCACUCACGGCAACAGCGAUGGAAAUACGCAAAAGCUGGCGUCUGGCGUGCCUGCACCUCCGGAUCGCGGCGCGAUGGCCAUUGUCAUGAAAACGGGAUUCGAGACCUCCCAGGGCAGUCUCGUCAGGACCAUGAUCUACUCGACCGAGCGUGUGUCGGCCAAUAACUUCGAGGCCCUCUUGUUCAUCUUGUUCCUCCUCAUCUUCGCCCUGGCCGCCUCAUGGUAUGUCUGGGACGAGGGUGUCAGGCGCGACCGAAAGCGCUCCAAGCUGCUCCUCGACUGUGUCCUCAUCGUCACUAGUGUCGUGCCCCCCGAGCUGCCCAUGGAACUGAGCUUGGCUGUCAACACCAGUCUGGCAGCUCUCGCCAAGUUCGCCAUCUUUUGCACCGAGCCCUUCCGUAUUCCCUUCGGUGGCCGCAUUGAUGUCGCCUGCUUUGAUAAGACCGGCACUCUGACCGGCGAGGAUCUGGUUGUUGAGGGCAUUGCUGGACUUGGUCUGGGCCACACUGGAACCGACACGCCGCGCGAGACCGAUGGUGCCCACAGCCACAUGACGCCCGUCAAGGACGCCGCACUGGCGACAACACUGGUCCUGGCCACUGCGCAUGCGCUCGUCAAGCUGGAUGAGGGAGACAUCGUUGGAGACCCUAUGGAGAAGGCGACCUUGGCGGCUCUGGGAUGGGGUCUUGGCAAGAAUGACAUUCUCACCACCAAGCCCGCGACCAUGGCUGCGGGUGGACCUACCGGCUCUGUCCAGAUCAAGCGCCGCUUCCAAUUCUCGUCCGCGCUCAAGAGGCAGAGCUCUGUCGCUACAGUCCACGGCAAGGAUCCCAAGACGGGAGACAAGAUCCAGGGCACUUUCGUCGGUGUCAAGGGUGCCCCCGAGACUAUCAUGAAGAUGUUGGUCACAGUGCCCGCUGAUUAUGAGGAGACGUUCAAGUACUUCACUAGGAGAGGUUCUCGCGUCCUGGCCCUGGCCUACAAGCAACUGUCGACUGAUAAGGAACUUGGAUCCGGAAAGAUCAACGACUUGAAGCGGGAGAAUGUCGAGGCUGGUCUGACAUUUGCCGGCUUCCUUGUUCUGCACUGCCCCCUGAAGGAUGAUGCCAAGCAGGCUGUUCAGAUGCUCAACGAGAGCAGCCACCGUGUUGUCAUGAUCACUGGCGAUAACCCUCUGACUGCUGUCCAUGUUGCUAGAGAGGUGGAGAUUGUCGAUCGCGAAGUUCUGAUCCUGGAUGUACCGGAGCACGGCAAUGGUGAUCACAAGCUCGUCUGGCACAGCGUGGAUGACAAGGUUCACAUCGAGGUUGACUCCACCAAGCCUAUCGAUCCUGAGAUCCUGCGAUCCAAGGAUAUCUGUGUUACUGGAUACGCGCUUUCGCAGCUUAGGGACCAAGUCGCCUGGAAGCAGCUGCUCCGGUACACGUGGGUCUAUGCUCGUGUCUCGCCUAAGCAGAAGGAGGACAUCCUGUUGGGUCUCAAGGACAUGGGUUACUACACGCUGAUGGCUGGUGACGGCACCAACGAUGUCGGAGCGCUCAAGCAGGCCCACAUUGGUGUCGCGCUUCUGAAUGGCACCCAAGAUGACCUCACCCGUAUCGCCGACCACGCUCGAAACACCAAGAUGAAGGAACUCUACCAGAAGCAGGUCGAUGUCAUGAAGCGUUGGGGAGGAGCCACUCCGCCUGUCCCGGUCAUCAUCGCCCACCUCUACCCGCCUGGUCCCUCCAACCCCCACUACCAGAAAGCAAUCGAGCGGGAGGCGCAGAAGAAGGGCAUUUCUCCGGAAGAGUACGCCCGGAUCCACGGCUCUGCCAUUGAGACGGUCACGUCUCCUGGCGCCCAACAACUACUGAACCAGGACCCGCAGCAGGCGCGGCAAGCACAGGCAGCCCAAAAGGCAGCCAGCUUUGCCGACAAGUUCACGGCUUCGAUGAUGGACGCCGAGCUGGGCGACGACGAGCCUCCGUCGCUGAAGCUGGGCGACGCGUCCGUGGCCGCACCCUUCACCAGCAAGCUCCGUAAUGUCAUUGCCAUCCCCAACAUCAUCCGCCAGGGUCGAUGCACGCUGGUUGCCACUAUCCAGAUGUACAAGAUUCUCGCUCUCAACUGUCUUAUCUCGGCAUACAGUCUCAGUGUCCUCUACCUGGAAGGAAUCAAGUUUGGCGACGGGCAGUACACGAUCAGCGGUAUGUUGAUGAGCGUCUGCUUCCUAUCUAUCUCGCGGGCACGGUCAGUCGAGGGUCUUUCCAAGGAGAGGCCGCAGCCCAACAUCUUCAACUUUUACAUCAUUGGGUCGAUUCUGGGCCAGUUUGCUGUCCACAUUUCCACACUCAUCUACAUCGCACGGUAUUGCGAUCAGCUUGAACCACGCUCUGGGAUGGUCGACCUGGAGGCCGAGUUCAAGCCGUCGCUCCUCAACAGCGGCGUCUACCUGCUGCAGCUGAUCCAGCAGAUCAGCACCUUUGCCGUCAACUACCAGGGGCGGCCCUUCCGCGAAUCCCUGUCGGAGAACCGGGGCAUGUACUGGGGCAUCCUGGGCGUGACGGGCAUCGCGUUCGCCUGCUCGACCGAGCUCAUCCCGGAGCUCAACGAGCAGAUGAAGCUCGUGCCCUUCAAGCCCGAGUUCAAGACGACCAUGACGGCCGUCAUGGUCAUCGACUACGCGUCGUGCUACGUCAUCGAGGUCGUGCUCAAGCGCCUCUUCUCCGACUUCCGGCCGCGCGACAUCGCCGAGCGGCGGCCCGACCAGCUGCAGCGCGAGGCGGCGCGCAAGGCAGAGGAGCAGAAGGUGAAAGACGAGGAGGAGGAGAGGAAGCGGCUCGAGAAGGUGGCCGAGUUUGAGAGGAAGGUCGAGGAGCGGCGGCAGAAGCUGCAGGCCUGGCGGGAGGGCCGGACCUGA
Messenger RNA from Thyridium curvatum, 3957 nucleotides. RefSeq lists its product as uncharacterized. Lineage: Eukaryota; Fungi; Ascomycota; Sordariomycetes; Thyridiales; Thyridiaceae. Gene Ontology annotation, molecular function: P-type ion transporter activity; ATP binding; ATP hydrolysis activity. Gene Ontology annotation, biological process: intracellular calcium ion homeostasis. Gene Ontology annotation, cellular component: endoplasmic reticulum membrane. The coding region runs from base 1 to 3957 and encodes 1318 amino acids. The record is from RefSeq and is a predicted model, not a curated record. The transcript has 3 exons.